Molecule: messenger RNA, 2637 nt
Organism: Colletotrichum destructivum
Lineage: Eukaryota; Fungi; Ascomycota; Sordariomycetes; Glomerellales; Glomerellaceae
Exons: 1
Coding region: 193-2556 (787 amino acids)
Source: RefSeq, a predicted model, not a curated record
CUUCCAUCCUCCAUGUCCACCAGCACACUCCCUCGCAAUCAUCUAUUCAUCCUUCCUAUCAUACAUACCAUCGUGAAGACAAAACUGUCAAGUCGGUUUAACAGCUCCGUUACCUCAAGGCGGCCACGAGGGGUUCCGGUUACGGUCUCUUGCGAUCCAGCAUAGUCUCACCUUGCCUACCUGCCACCCGCAAUGUCCGACCAGGUCGGCUUCAGCUUCCAGGCCGAUGUCGUCAACACGGCCUCUAUGGGCCACGUCCUCACCGGACGGCUCCUCAAGGCUCUCAGCGACGGCGGCGUCGACACCUACGCCCUCUGGUCCGCCGUUCAGCUCGGCAAGCUGAUUCCGGUCCAGAAGUCGCUCCAAAACACGCUCUACGCCCAGAUCGCGUCCAAAAAGACAUAUCAGUCCGUCCUCUCCAAGGCCCUGAGCAUCGGCUGGGGCCACUCGGCGCCUGUUGCGGACCUGGCGCGCACCGUGGCCGGAUCCAACGCCAUCAUCCUCAUCGGUGCGCUCGCCACGGGCUGCCAGUCCUUCGCCGCUGCGCAAUGCCUCUCGGAGCUGAUGUCCAUCCACGGGCUCGAGGCCGACACGUUACCAAGCGUAGACGUCCUUAAGGGACUGGUUGGCUACCUUGCCCCGUUCGUUCAAGAUCUCGGGUUCUCCAAGGUCGUCCAGCACAUUACAAACGUAUCGGAAAGAAUGAUCAGGUCUAAAGGGCAGUCCUGCGGCAAUACCGACCCUAGAGGGACAGAACAGGAGGUUCGGCGCAUGAAGAGCUUGGGAAGUCCGGGCGCCCUUGCUCGCGCAAUCAAGCAGCUCAUCCUGACUUCGAAAAAAGGGCAGAGCGACUACAUGGUGCUCGAGAUGCGCGGGUCCUGGCUCCCGGCGUUUGCUAGUCUCGUACUUGGGAUGUCCGUCGAGCUGCGACUCGGGGAUCAAAUCGUCUGGGCGAGUGGAGGUGAUCGAGGAAGCAUUAAUUUCCAGCUCGACAAAGAUGCCGCAGGCCUUUUUGAUCAUUCGCUUUCAAGAACAGGCCACAUAACUCUGAAGAUAGAGCCAGACGAGGAAACCGAAAGCUCCCCGAUAUCGGUCGACUACCUGAUUGGAGAAGCUCUCGAGGCUCAAUUCCUGAAGAGGCCCGAGAUCAACGCCAGUAUUGCGAAAUCUAUCAAAGCUGUCAUAGCUGAUCUGUCUUUUCACCUCUUUGAAAAUACCCAAUUUACCCCCGAAUUAGAGAUGAGUAAUGGCAGAGGCCAUCGCUUGAAUGGCCACUUUGUUGGGAUAUCUUCUUUGGAGGACACCCUGAUCAUUAUGGGCAUUGAUGUCAGAACCUCCGUCGAACCUGCGGCUGAGCCGCCCGGUUUGGGUGUGCGUUCGAGUCACAUUUGGAAUAAGUCUUCAGGACUCAUAGACCCAAAGUUUGGCGAGGAUUUGGCAUCCUGUUGUCAUCUUCACUGUUCAAAGCCAACCCCGGACGAGCAAACCCGCGUAGGACCAUCUCAAAAUGAGAGCUGUAUUUGUGAAUUCGUUGGACAACUCAUCCACGGCUUUACAACAACGGCGCUCGCCUUGGCGUUUUGCAGGUUCGACACAAACCGACUGAGAGUUCAAGAACACGUUCUUGUCGGAGACAUAAUGACGUUCUGGACACGAGAUCUUCAGACAUACCUGGGGGAACUUCCAGUAUUCUCCAAAGACAGGAAGCUAGAGAACAACGUCUCACACGUGUCGGGACAUGAAGAUCUCCUGAUCCAUCUAGGAGAGCUUGUUUGCGCCGAUUUCUCAUUUGAUUGGCUGAACAGUGCUGAUCCAUAUGCAAACUAUGAGGAACGAAUCUACAGCCUUGGAGUAUCAGGGAAACUUUACACAAUUUACUACGCCUGUGUAAUGACAGAUGAAUGCUACGACGACCUCGGACGAAUGAUCGUAAUUCAAUCUGGUAGAGCGUCGGUGAAUGGCGUUUUCCGUAACGCCAUUAUAGAGAGAGCUCUGCCCGGUAUUCGUUGGGGUGUUCGGACCUUGAAGCAAACCACCAGAUGUCUGGACACUGUGGCGCUGGCCAGUGGGACAUUUCUGGCGCCUCAUUGCCGUCCUCCAGAAACCAGGAUUUCGAUGACCGUCAACCUCAACGAGAGCGUCAUCAUAGUCCGACUGAAGCUGAUGGUCGAUCCACAAAAAGCAGUGACGGUGCCCUUCCGAUACUGCAUCUCUGGGUUUCUCACCGACUGGGCGGUCCCUCGGUGUCAACAUCCGACCAACAGACCUUACGAGUUGAAAGGAGAUGGGAAGUUUGUUGCCAGCGGGUUCCAGGUAGCCAAGACUAACCAGCAAAUCUCCAGGGAGAUCCUAGUCUACGCCUUGCAAGGCCGAAAGUUGGAACAGCUUAUGAUCUGCGGGUUGAUGAAAGAGGAAAUGGCCAGAUUCAGCGGUUAUGGAGGGGAAGGUUCCAUGUUCUGGCUCGAGUCAAUCCCCGGCGUGAUUCAACUCACGGCCUGCUUGGAGUGCUGUUUUCAGUGGGGACGAGGUAUUGGGUGUGUAGUGAUGGGUGGAUGAGAGAAGCGGCUGGCCUCGUCACUUUCGGGUCGUCGGUAUGCUUACUGAAUUCAGCACGUUCAGUUGCUUUUGCCUCCUCCC